CACAUCAUCUGUCCUGGCCUGCGUGCCGGUCUCGCCGCCUCCAUCGCUGGCAGCUCCAUCAUCAGUAAGAUGUUAUUGGCAAACAUCGACCCGUUUGGUGCCACGCCCUUCAUCGACCCCGACCUGGACUCACUAGAGGGCUACAUGGAGAAGUGUGUGAUGAACAACUACUUCGGCAUCGGUCUGGACGCCAAGAUCUCACUGGAGUUCAACAACAAGAGGGAGGAGCAUCCUGAGAAAUGCAGGAGUCGCACCAAAAACAUGAUGUGGUACGGAGUUCUGGGCACAAAGGAGCUGCUGCAGAGAACCUACAAGAACCUGGAGCAGAAGGUCCAGCUGGAGUGUGACGGUCAGUACAUCCCUCUGCCGAGUCUCCAGGGAAUCGCUGUGUUGAACAUUCCCAGCUACGCAGGCGGGACAAACUUCUGGGGCGGGACCAAGGAGGACGACAUCUUCUGUGCUCCGUCGUUCGAUGAUAAGAUCCUGGAGGUGGUGGCUGUGUUUGGGAGCAUGCAGAUGGCCGUGUCCCGGGUCAUCAAACUGCAGCACCAUCGCAUCGCACAGUGUCGGACAGUGAAGAUCACCAUCCUGGGAGAUGAAGGUGUUCCCAUCCAGGUGGACGGAGAAGCCUGGAUCCAGCCGCCCGGGGUCAUCAAGAUCCAGCACAAGAACCGGGCUCAGAUGCUCACCAGAGACCGGGCGUUUGAGAACACACUGAAGUCGUGGGAGGACAAACUCAAGUAUGACAAAGGUCCUCUGAGGCCACACCUCUACCCACAGCAGUCUGUGGACCUGGCCACUGAGGAGGAGGCCACGCUGGUGCAGAUGUGUGCUCGAGCUGCUGAGGAGCUCAUCACAAGGAUCUGUGAGGCUGCAAAGACCAACGGGCUUUUAGAGCAGGAGCUGGCUCAUGCUGUCAACGCUGCGUCGCACGCCAUCAACAAGACACACCCCAAGUUUCCAGAGAGUCUGACCAGAAACACGGCGAUAGAAGUGGCCAGCACGGUCAAAGCUCUGUACAACGAGACCGAGUCUCUGCUGCUGGGCAGAGUCUCUCUGCAGCUGGAUCCUCCAGAGGAGGAGCAGCUGUCUGGAGCUCUGCAGACGGCCGAGCUGGAACUGGGAAAACUGGGAGAGAUUCCGUGGCUUUAUCACAUCCUGCAGCCCAACGACGAAGAGGAUCACUCUCUGGGUUACGGCAAGAGGAACAGUCGCAGCAGCAUGUUCCGCAUUGUCCCCAAGUUCAAGAAGGAGAAGACGUCCAAGAAGAUGAGUCCUCAGUCAGUGGAGAGGUGGGGCACAGAGGAAGUGGGCGUGUGGCUGGAGCAGCUGAGUCUCGGCGAGUACAGAGACACCUUCACCCGACACGACAUCCGAGGGGCGGAGCUGCUGCACCUGGAGAGGAGGGACCUGAAGGAUCUGGGGAUAUCGAAAGUGGGUCAUAUGAAGAGAAUUCUCCAGGGAACUAAAGACCUGGCCAAGGCCUCCAUGAUUGACCUCUAACCCGGAAGCAGACGCCACCGGAGACACGACCUCCCCCCCCCCGUGAUGAAAGCAUGAGUGUUUGAGGAGAGGAGAGCUGGAUUCAUCCUCUCUGCCUCCUGUGGCGCAGUGAAGGAGAAACACGACGAGCAUGUUUGUGUUUGUUUGUGCUCUGGUGCCAAAAUGACAAGAAGAAGAAG
Messenger RNA from Solea senegalensis (Senegalese sole), 1682 nucleotides. RefSeq names its product diacylglycerol kinase eta-like. Gene Ontology annotation, molecular function: protein binding; ATP-dependent diacylglycerol kinase activity. NCBI's taxonomy places the organism in Eukaryota, Metazoa, Chordata, Actinopteri, Pleuronectiformes, Soleidae. The annotation marks the transcript as partial. The record is from RefSeq and is a predicted model, not a curated record. Gene Ontology annotation, biological process: diacylglycerol metabolic process; lipid phosphorylation; intracellular signal transduction. The transcript has 14 exons.